Messenger RNA from Pichia membranifaciens NRRL Y-2026, 951 nucleotides. RefSeq lists its product as hypothetical. Gene Ontology annotation, cellular component: U2 snRNP. Gene Ontology annotation, molecular function: U2 snRNA binding; protein binding. Gene Ontology annotation, biological process: mRNA splicing, via spliceosome. The coding region runs from base 126 to 848 and encodes 240 amino acids. Lineage: Eukaryota; Fungi; Ascomycota; Pichiomycetes; Pichiales; Pichiaceae. The record is from RefSeq and is a predicted model, not a curated record. The transcript has a single exon.
GAAAAAUUUCGGAUUUACAUAUUUACCAAGCAUCGCAUACACAUUUCUUUCAAUCUCUUGCCAUUCUUUCCUUGGUAAGUUUCAGGUUCUACCUCCUUCUCCAUCUCCAUAAAUUUGAUCAGCACAUGAAGCUUACACAGGCUGUUCUUGAAGAAGCUGCUUCUUUCAUAUCCCCCACUGAAGCCCGAGUUCUCUCUCUUCGGAAUCUCAAUUUGACCUCGUUAGAUGCAAUUCAUGUAUUGCAAUCAUCAGAUAUCCACUCUAUCAUAGACAUCACCAAAAACUCGAUCUCAUAUCUCCCUGAAUUCCCCGUUCUAUUGCGUCUAGAGACAUUAAUAUUAUCUAACAACCACAUACGAAGUGUCACCGGACUAGCUAAACUAGUAAACUUGCAGGUAUUAUCGAUAACUUACAAUGAGAUCGUCCAUUUGACAGACCUUGAAGAAUUGAAAGAGUUACCGUCAUUGCGUAGUCUAUACUUGACGGGAAAUCCUGUUGUGAAAAACAAAGAUUACAGGCUGUGGUGCAUAUGGAGGUUUCCUAAUUUACAAAUUAUAGAUUUUAAAAGAGUGAAAAACGUUGAACGAAAACAAGCAUCGUCUGCUUUUGACAACAACUCCGAUAAAGUAAAGGCAAUCCUGUCGGUGAAGCCUAUACCAAUUUUUGCCACAAAAACAUUAAAUAGAGAAGAGCAAUAUGUGAUGGAUAAUGUAGAUACUGAGGAGAAGGAAGAUACAAAGCCGAUGACUGAAGAUGAUAGAGAUCGCCUAGAAAAGGAAUUAGAGCAGGCCGACUCCAUGGAGGAAAUUCAACGUAUAGAAGCCAUUCUUAUGCGUGGCAGUUUGUAAUAUUUGUAAAUUAACCACUGAUUCAAGGGCAGUAUUUUUUGCUAUUUCCAUCAAUUUUCAAAAACGUACCUGUACAGGUUAAAACUAUUAAACAUAAAUAAAU